CGAUAGACCGAUAAUAACUAGCUACGGCUCCGUAGAAUUUAUUUACUAAAAUUUCUUGGGGAUUUCUGCGAAGACAAGUGACCCCGACCCACCGUUCUCCCGCCGCCACCCCGUCGACGGAAUAAAUUAACUAGAAUAAUACUUAUCGCUCUGGAGCGGGCAACAAAAACCACGUCGCUCUUAAGUCGCCGUAAAUACAAACUCACGGCAUUAUCAACGCCGCAUUUUCAAACCGAACGCGCUGUGUUGCUGACGUGGUUGCAAUUGUUAAUUAGUGUUCAGUUUAGAUUUGUUAAUUAAUCAAUAGAAACGAUGCUGGCAAAGACUCUAAUCCUGUUGGGUCUACUGGCCUUGGCCCAGGGUUACAGCUUCACCUCGCGGGAGGUAAAGUGUCACGUGUGCAAGGCCACUGUAGGGGAAAUGGAGGAGGCGAUAGCCAAGGAGGAUCCCCAUAAGAUGGCCGAUGUAAGUGGCUUCCGACUGGAUUCCCAGGGGAAUUCGAUUAGCAAGCGUGUGCGCCUCAUCAAGUCGGAGAUGUUCCUCACGGAACUGAUGGAGAAGAUAUGCGAAAAAAUGGACGACUACCUGAAGGCUACCUACAAGAGCAAUGGCAAAUUCACGCUGCUCAAGAUGAUCGUCAAUGGACAGAUGAAUCCAGACUCUUCGUUGGUGGACUUUGUCCAAGACGGCGACCUCAAUAAGAGCCUGGGCCACUUUUGUAAUGAGGUGCUGGAGGACAAUGAUGAAGCCUUCAUUAAGGCUUUCCAGGCCGAGGAGCUGGGCAACGAUCUGGACAUUAAGAUCUGCUCAGAGCAGGCCAAAUACUGCAACGAGUCGCCCAUCCAGGAGGAGUACAACUUCGAUGAAAAGGAUGAGCUGUAGCGAAGCCCAGAGGCUUAGCCUAGUCUAAUUAACGAAUUUCCUUGAUCGCCACCGCCAGUGCUGAUCGUCGUACUGAGUAAUGUUUAGCUAAAAUUACUAAAAGAACAGAAAAACCCCACAAAAGCCGAUUGUUAACAAUUAGAUACGACAAUAAAUUUGAUGUGCAAUGCCCUCCA
Messenger RNA from Drosophila serrata, 1058 nucleotides. It is a transcript of the gene sel, whose product is annotated as canopy family protein seele. The record is from RefSeq and is a predicted model, not a curated record. Gene Ontology annotation, cellular component: endoplasmic reticulum. NCBI's taxonomy places the organism in Eukaryota, Metazoa, Arthropoda, Insecta, Diptera, Drosophilidae.